AUGGACAUCUCACCACCCCAUCGGUAUUCCCACGGAUCCCGCGAGAACCACGCCAUCACACCAGACAUGGACAACCUCGGUCCCAACUCACCAGGCGGCGGAAUCAGCGGAAUCGCCCUAGGAAUUGCCAAUACACACAGUCGCGAGAGCGGCAUCGAAGCAUCUCAAGGCGCAAACGACGGAUACACCGGCCCCGCAGAGCGCGACUUUAACACUACCGGCUCCGACACACCCUACAUACCUUCAACAGGCUAUACCAACGCCGACUCGUUUCAUCCAGAACAUGCCCACGCAUCGAAUAUGGCGAGAGGCGGCGCACUCGCCUCGCCCGCCUUGCAGACGCCCAGUCAAUCGUCGGGGCAUCUGAGCGAUCCCACGCACAGCACAUACCAAUACCCCGCACCGUAUGCGGGUCUCACUGAUGGACCUUAUCAGCGUCAUUCAACGGCGUACAGCAAUGGCGACAUCUCCAAUAUUAACCCCGAUGACAUCGCCGAUGAUGGGGAGGAGGACUUUGCUCCCCCCCGCACUCGUGGUGCCUCUGCAGCGGCCGGUGCGACUGGUGGCGCCACUGCUGACGGGCGCAAGAAGAUGGGCUGGAUCGUCGGUCUUGUUCUUGGGUUUGUGAUUCUGGGUGCGAUCGUCGGUGGCGCGGUGGGCGGUACAAUUGGUAACCGGCAUAGCGAGAAAAAGUCGACGGCUGCCGGUGCGGAUACUGCUACAGGUGAUACGACGACCAAUGGGGAUCUUGACAAGGAUUCCUCGGAGAUCCAGGCCCUGAUGGGUAACCCGAAUCUCCACAAGGUCUUCCCAGGAAUGGAUUACACACCGUGGGGCGUGCAGUACCCGGACUGUCUGAAGUGGCCUCCGUCACAGAAUAAUGUCACCCGUGACAUGGCUGUCUUGUCGCAGUUGACCAAUACGGUGCGUCUUUACGGGACGGACUGCAAUCAGACUGAAAUGGUUCUCCAUGCGAUCGAUCGUCUCGAGUUGACGGAUAUCAAACUUUGGCUCGGCGUGUGGAUUGAUUCGAAUACCACCACGACUGAACGGCAGAUCAAUCACCUCUACACGCUUCUAAAUGAUACCAAGCACACCCCCAUAUAUAAGGGUGUCAUUGUUGGUAACGAGGCCCUCUACCGCGCCGGCAAUAGCAAGCAGUCUGCGGAAACGACCUUAAUCUCGUACAUCAGAGAGGUGACGACGGAGGUCAAGAACCGCAAUCUGGAUCUGUUGAUUGCAACCUCCGACCUCGGCGAUAACUGGAAUGCGCAGUUAGUUGAGGAAGUGGACGUCGUCAUGUCGAACGUCCAUCCCUUCUUCGCCGGUGUCAACGUCGACGCUGCGGUGGGAUGGACAUGGGAUUUCUGGCAGACCCACGACGUCUCCUUGACCAAGGGCACGAAUAAGAAGCAGAUCAUCUCAGAGGUCGGAUGGCCCAGUGGUGGCGGCAAGGACUGCGGUGGUAGCAGUGUCUGUGACGACGACACGCCUGGUUCUGUCGCCAGUAUCGAGAACAUGAACACUUUCAUGUCUGACUGGAUCUGUCCUGCGCUGGAAAAUGGAACCGAUUAUUUCUGGUUCGAGGCCUUCGAUGAACCAUGGAAGAUCCAGUUCAACACGCCCGGAAAGGAAUGGGAGGACAAAUGGGGUCUGAUGGACUCGGGUCGCAAUCUGAAGAAGGGCCUCACGAUCCCAGACUGCGGCGGCAAGACGGCAUCAUAA
Molecule: messenger RNA, 1725 nt
Organism: Penicillium digitatum Pd1
Lineage: Eukaryota; Fungi; Ascomycota; Eurotiomycetes; Eurotiales; Aspergillaceae
Source: RefSeq, a predicted model, not a curated record